GUUGGCAAUGGAGAACCAAAAAUCGCCAGACUCCUCUCAGAAUACCAAGCAGUGUGUGCUUUCAGAAGAGCUAACUUCAGAAGGAAAAUGGAUCAAGCUUGAAAAAACAACUUACAUGGAUCCUACUGGUAAAACUAGAACUUGGGAAACAGUGAAACGGACAACCAGAAAGGGACAGACUGCUGAUGGUGUAUCAAUCAUCCCAGUUCUACAAAGAACUCUUCACUAUGAGUGUAUUGUUCUGGUGAAACAGUUCCGACCACCGAUGGGUGGCUACUGCCUAGAGUUCCCUGCAGGCCUCAUCGAUGACAGUGAGAGCCCAGAAGCAGCUGCUCUUCACGAGCUGGAGGAGGAGACUGGCUACAAAGGAGAUGUUGCCGAAUGUUCUCCAGCUGUGUGUAUGGAUCCAGGUUUAUCAAACUGCACUACACACGUUGUGACAGUAACCAUCAAUGGUGAUGACACAGAAAACGUAAGGCCUAAGCCGAAACCAGGGGAUGGAGAAUUUAUAGAAGUCAUUUCUUGACCAAAGGAUGACCUGCUGAAUAGACUGGAUGCUUUGGUAGCUGAAGAACAUCUCACCAUGGAUGCCAGAGUCUACUCCUAUGCUCUGGUGCUGAAACAUGCAAACAUGAAGCCAUUUGAAGUGCCAUUCCUGAAAUUUUAAGGCCAAAGAGGACACUAGCCAAGUUUUGGUAAAUGAGACUCCAGGCCUU
Jaculus jaculus (lesser Egyptian jerboa) is the source of this 716-nucleotide messenger RNA. RefSeq names its product ADP-sugar pyrophosphatase-like. Bases 8 to 526 code for a protein of 172 amino acids. The record is from RefSeq and is a predicted model, not a curated record. Gene Ontology annotation, cellular component: nucleus. The transcript has a single exon. Lineage: Eukaryota; Metazoa; Chordata; Mammalia; Rodentia; Dipodidae. Gene Ontology annotation, biological process: nucleoside phosphate metabolic process; ribose phosphate metabolic process. Gene Ontology annotation, molecular function: ADP-ribose diphosphatase activity.